Molecule: messenger RNA, 3311 nt
Organism: Folsomia candida
Lineage: Eukaryota; Metazoa; Arthropoda; Collembola; Entomobryomorpha; Isotomidae
Product: probable serine/threonine-protein kinase irlA
Exons: 2
Coding region: 1251-3209 (652 amino acids)
Biological process (GO): intrinsic apoptotic signaling pathway in response to endoplasmic reticulum stress; mRNA processing; protein phosphorylation
Cellular component (GO): IRE1-TRAF2-ASK1 complex
Molecular function (GO): protein serine/threonine kinase activity; ATP binding; RNA endonuclease activity
Source: RefSeq, a predicted model, not a curated record
UGACGCGCUAUGUGUUAGACCUUUUUAUGGAUGAUCCAAAGCGGUCGACGUGGCACCACAGAUAUACUUAACAACAGUAUAUGAAGUUAAAAGCGAACAAAGUGGAACCAGAGUAACCUAGAGGGUGACCCAUACCGUUUCUAAAAGUCGAUAUUUUAAAAAUUCGUAGCUGAAAUUCAGGAAAUUGGUCAUACUUGAAUUGGCGAGAUGAGAAGAAAUAAAAUUAAAGUGAAAGUUAUUCAUUGCGUUUUUUAUACAGUUCAAAAAGGCACGCAAAAAGGCAAAAAGGCAUGAACAAAUAGCAAAAAGACUGACUUUUUGCACACACUGGUCACCCCCACUGGUUUAGAGAACGGACGUAGACGACUAAAAGUUGGCGUGAUCCUGCAGGGUUAGAUCAGCUUAAUAAAUGUGAAGUAAAUUUUAAAGUUUUUUUUUCAGGAGGACCCAGUGGGGUUUUUGGAAUUGGUUAAAGAAGCUGCAAUUUUGUAGCGACUAUUGCGAAUCAUUCGCAAUCAUCAAAAAUUUUCCCAUAAUACCAACUAUUAGUAGUUGGUACCGAUCACUUGACAAACAGUUAGAAGUGGACUCUGUCCCUGUCUCGGGCUAUAUAAACACUGCACACUGUAGGUUUUACAUAUAGAAUUCCAUAGAGCAUGACUACACAAGUUGCAAACAAUAUGCAAAGGCUCGGUGAAGUGUGUUAAUAUGGCUUAUCUGCGGAGAUAAGCAUCGUUUCAAAAUUAGUCAUUCCAUCACAAUUUUAUAGGUCACGUAUGGAUUUUGUAAAAGUACGUACAAUUUAAAAUAUGUGUAAUAUCAUGAUUUUAACAUGAAAGCUGUGUUUUUUUGUAGCUGUAUAAAUGAUUUGGAUUGCGUCAAAGAUUAUUGUUUCGCAAUAUUUAAAAUAUUUAUGUACAAUUUUCGCAAGAUCAGUGAAUUUGAAGUUAUUCACGUACACACGAAGAUAUGUACAUACCUACACAUUUAUAUUCUCUAUCUCGUACAAGCAUGGUUUUUAUGUAUCUAUAUCACUCAUAUAGUCAAAAUAAAACCAGGUUUUGUUGAGCUUCUCCAAAAUAGAUAACUACAGAUUUAUGUAGCUUAGCAUAUGUUCGUGCAAAUUAAUUUUCUACAAAAAAAUCAUUCGCAAAUUACGGUUAAAAAGUGCAUUGUUCCCAUCCAAUUCGAGGUUUACGGCAGAAAUCGUGCGGUUUAAGACUGACGAUCUACCGGACUAAGGCGAAAAUAUGAGUGGAAGAUCAAAGAAAUCAAAAGCUACUGCCACCACCAAGGAAAUUUCAUCGAAGCCGGAACAAAGCAAGUCAACUAAUAUCACCAAUGCACCAAAACAAGCAGGGCCAAACAGUGGGAAAAAACAACCAACUGUAAAUGCACAAAAUCAGGGAACCAGUGCCAACAAACAAAAUCAGGCCAUUAUCAAAACUCCACAAAAGCAAGCAUCAUCUAGCAAUGAACAAAAUCAGGCAAGUACCAGCAAUCCACAAAAGCAAGAGACCAGUCCAAACAAACAAAAUACGGAGACCACCAGCAAACCACCAAAACAACCAAAUGCUACAAAUAAACAAAAUCAGCCAAAUACUGGAAAUACACAAAAACAAGCAACAAAUAUCAAUUCACAAAAACAGGCAGCAACUAACAAUUCACAAAAGCAGGCUGCCAUAAUAAAUGCACAAAAACAGAAAAUUGAAACUAAUGCACAAAAACAGGCAGCCAUAAUCAAUGCACAAAAACAGAAAGCUUCAACAUCAAUCAAUUCCCCAAGUCAGAAAAGUGCCACCAACCCAUUAAAUCCUGCCCCAGUCGAUAAGACAAUUCCAAACAAAAAUUCAGGCAACCAAGCACCAAGUAGCACAAGUAGACCAGAAAAAAAGGUGACGAACAAUAUAAUUUAUUACACGGACAAAAAGGCGCAACUUGGUAAGGGUGGUUCAUCCACCGUAUAUGAAGGCUACUUCGAAGUACCUACUCGAAAAGCAGCAGUAAAAGUUUGCGACAUUUCCUAUGUCACCUACUCCGCAAAGAGCAAGGAAUUAGAAACCUUGAGGAAAUUGGCAAAUAAUUGCCCAAAUAUUGUAGGCUACUUCGCUACGGAGGACAUUUCCGACAAAAGCUAUAUUGUCAUGGAACUCGCAAAAUUCACGUUAGAACAUGCCAUUCUAAACGAAAAAACCACCACAGACAUGCUGCAGCAAUGGUGUACAAAUGCAACAAAUGGGCUAAUGGCCAUGCAUGCCGAAAACAUUUUACAUCGCGACAUAAAACCAGCCAACAUACUCAUUUUUGAGAACAAUAUUGCAAAAUUAGCAGACUUUGGGAUAAGUAGAGUUAUACAAUCGGACACAAAAGGUGCACCCACCGAUGCGGUGCUAGGAACUGGAAUUUGGAUGCCACCCGAAGCUUUAAGGGUUUUUGAAACAGAUCAAAAAUUUGUGCUGUUCAAAAAUUUUGACAUUUUUUCCCUUGGGCUCACAAUCUUCUUCACAAUGACAAAGGGUCGGCACCUCUUUUCGGCCGGAAAUGAUGGCCCCGUCAAGAUCAUUAGUAACAUCAUAAAUUACACACCAAACUGGCCAACGGAAAUUAAGUGCACCUCACUAUGCAACUUAUUGAAAGCCAUGGUCAAUAAAAAACCUAAGUUACGACCGGAUGCUUCGGUUGCUUUAGAACAUCCAUUCUUCUGGGAUAACAAAAAAAGAAUCGAUUUUUUAUGGGCAGUCACGUCCGACCUGAAAAAUGCCACCAAGGCGAUGGACGCUAGCACAUGUAAGACAGAAAUAACUCAGACGCACGACAGGUUUUGCAAUUCGUCUCGAACCGACAAAAACUGGAGGUUAAGAUUGUGUCAAGACAUGCAAGAUUUUAUGACUUGGAAGGAUAAAAAUAGGGCCGAUAAGAGUAAAUUGCCUUUAGAAAACAAAAAGUAUGGGAAUUCACUUCUUAAGUUGGUGGAGUUUAUUAGGGAUUAUAGAGAGCAUUAUAAAGAUUGGAAUGAAACGUAUGAAAACGGAAAGUUGAAGAUGGAGAAAGUAUUUGGAGCAGAUGGAGCAAAAUAUGUGGAGUAUUUUUUAACCAAAUUUCCAGAAAUGGUCACCAUUCUAUAUACUAUAUUUCAAGAUGAGAAAUAUCGAGGUGUACAUCUUAAACCAUUUUAUGCUUUGAACAAGGCUUGCUUUGAAAAAUGGUAAAGUUAUUAUGCAUACACACAUAGAUAUUCGUGAUCAAUAAUCAAGACACAAUAUGUACAAUGUAGACGAAUAGACCAAUAAAUAAUGUACAUCAAUGGGGAA